Ogataea philodendri is the source of this 2640-nucleotide messenger RNA. RefSeq lists its product as uncharacterized. Lineage: Eukaryota; Fungi; Ascomycota; Pichiomycetes; Pichiales; Pichiaceae. The transcript has a single exon. Bases 1 to 2640 code for a protein of 879 amino acids. The record is from RefSeq and is a predicted model, not a curated record. Gene Ontology annotation, biological process: cytoskeleton organization. Gene Ontology annotation, cellular component: cytosol.
AUGGAAUCUGAUAUCCGUGAUUUGGAGGUCCCAUUGGACGACCUGGACCAAUUUCCGGGAACGAUCAUUGAUCGUGGUGAAAUGGUGGAAACUACCGAUGAUCAAGAUAUUCUGUCCUCGCCCCAUAGCAGCUUUUCAUUUGGAGACGAUGAGGAGGAAGACGAGCGCGAGAUCGACGGGCUUAACAAUUUCAAUAUUUUGUUGGAGUACCCCGAGCUCGAAUACGACUAUUCGGAACUCAGCUCUUUCGAGAAUGAGUACAUGGACUGGUUUUCGUCCGGCGACUUGAAGGAAUUGGCGAGUAUUAGAAAACUGACCUCCUCGAACCAAUCGCCUCACAGUUUGGUCAAGCAGCUUUCUGUUGGAACUGAGGAAUCGAAGUUAGUGACAAUCCUACGACUCGAAUACAUCAUCAUGGGCCACUUUGGAGACGUUUCAGAGAUCCCGGAGCUGAAAGAACGGAUACUUUCCAACUCCAAGUUGUUUGUCAGUCAUGAAACACUUCUCCCAAUUUUGGAAUUGGUGUGCAAUCGGAUGCUUUUGUUGAGCGAUCUACGCAAUGAGGAGAAAGUGCCCGAGAAAAAGAAGCUCAAGCUGUGGUCUGCUCAGUUGUACCAUGCAAUGACGAUAGUUUACACCAUUGUGCUGUCUGCUCUUGUGACCAAAGAUAAAACAAAUUUUUUAGCAGGAAUCAUAGAUACCAGUCAGCUGUUGCCCACGAUGAUGCGCUCGAUCGACAAUUGGCGAUGGCUGACUUUGGAUCUGGGCGAUAAGGAUCUAAACACCGUUGUUGAUGGGUCAGUAGCUCACUACUUUAAAGUCCGAAACGUGAUUUUACUACUGUCGAAACUCAUCAUUUUGCAAUUUGGACCAAAAGACCACUUGGAUUCGACCAAAUCGUUUCUCCAGUACAGAUAUGAGUCUACUAAGGGCCAUGUCGAUACCUCUGGAUCCAGGGGAGGCAAAGUGGAUACAAUCAGUCCGCUUGACUACCAGUACUUCCGCAAGGAGCUGAUCACAAGAUACCCCACAUAUACACCUCCAGAACAUAAAGUUUCAGACAUAUUGCAAAUGAACAUUGAUCAGGAUAAUUCUAGCAGUUCGCGGCUGAUUAACACCUCUGCUCUGCUUAUCAACCAGAAACACCAUCUCCGAAACAAAAUGGCCGUUCCUCAGCAGAGUAAUCCUCCUGAAAUACAUAUUGCGACUCCUGCCCCGUCUCCGACUUUGACUCCACAACAUACUGGAGGGUCUCAGGGAUCUAAUAUUUCUGAAAUGGAGCACUCAAACGGCCAAGGCCGCAAGAAAGUGUUCAUCACGCAACCACAGUUCCCUAAUCUAUAUCCAUUUUCCCAAGAUAUCCCAACCAGCAUUCAAGAGGCAACCAAAAUCUUCCAUGCACAUGUUUCCGAGUCUUUUAGUGCUGUUCAGUUCACGGACGUGUUUGUGAACUUCAUCAGGCAAGAAAAAGGAAUACCAGAAACCAAAAGCUCAAAGUUUACUUACAGUGAAAAAGAUGUGGAUGAGAAUCCGAUUUUUGCUGAUGAGAUAGUCUCUCUACAGCGGGUGGAGCAAUUCUACCAUUCUUCGUUACCAUACUUGAACUCCUUGGCAGUGGUGCUAGUUCAAAUAAUCUCGUCCAAUGUGGUUCAGACCCAAAAUUACAAGUCUUCAGACAAUCCAUUUCUCCCACCUUCACGGCCUCUGGACAUAUCCAAACUUUCCGAUUAUGACAAACAAAAACUCGAAGUUUUGCGACUAAAGGAAACAUGUUUAAAAGGAGCUUCUACGAUCAUUUUUUUGUUGCUCAAAUGGUUCAAGAUGUCACAUAUUCUCAAACAGGAAUAUUUUGCUCUGUUGUUAUUUGACAACGACUUUUAUCCAAACAUGUUUCGUCUGUUAGGUAGCAACCAGGCCCAGACGCAGUUUGAGAACUCGUUCGAUUUCAACGACACAGAGACUCUUCUUAGAAAUAGGGCCGUUUACUGUGAUUAUGAGGUGUUGUACGACAUGAAAGAGUACAAUUUUUUCCUUGCGGCAACAGAUAGCCCGUCUCCAAAGACUCCGAAGUAUCAGCUGCAGUCCAAUGAUAUUUUCGAAGUUAGCGAUAAAACAUAUGAAACGUUCAUCCCACCAUUCAACGGCCAAUCUCGUGUGAAAAUUACAAGACCGAACCACAGAUACUGUACGAUUAUCACGCAGCUAUUGCGCAGUCUUUACACCAGCAUUUCGAACUACAAAAUUCAGAGAAUCUACAAGCUGCUCGAAGUUCGUCCGACGGAGAAUUUACGGUUCAUGCUCACCAUUUACAACGCGAACUUUUACAAGCCAAUUUUAAAGAUUAUCAAACUUGUGUGUCCAUUUAACGGGAAAAAAUGGCGGUCGAACAACAUGGACCUCAUUUCGUUUGUUUACCUGUUUUACAAAGUGGGACUACGCGAUCAAUGGCUGAACAACCUGUUCAUCUUCAACCUGAACGAACGACUCAAGAGAUCUUGGGAAAACGAAUACGCAUUGCGCAGUCUUUUGAAAUUUUACAACUCCUCAACAUACCCUGACCAGAUGAUCAAGUUCGGAUACGACGAUAUCCCGAAACUAGACAAAGACAUGCUUUCCUACGACGAAUGGGCAGAUAUCUAA